Molecule: messenger RNA, 2828 nt
Organism: Aphanomyces astaci
Lineage: Eukaryota; Oomycota; Saprolegniomycetes; Saprolegniales; Verrucalvaceae
Exons: 11
Coding region: 27-2828 (933 amino acids)
Molecular function (GO): nucleic acid binding; ATP binding; ATP-dependent chromatin remodeler activity
Source: RefSeq, a predicted model, not a curated record
AUUUUGUGCGAGUAAAUAAUUCGGACAUGGACGUCGUGGAAGUUCCUGUAAAACGAGGAAGAGGUCGCCCUCGUAAAGACCCCAAUGCCGAGGUAUCGGUGUCAGCCGCGUCGAAGCGCAAGGCAAAGGCGGCGGCUGCGGCGGUGGACUUGACUCAAGACAGCGCCACCACUCCCUCUCCUUCUGUGAAGAAGCGCAAAGCCAAGGCUGCUACAGUUGCGGUGGUGGACUUGACCCAUGACGGUGCCGCCCCUCCUACUCCUCCAGUGAAGAAGCGUGCUGCAAAAGGCAAGCAAGUCAAGGCAGCCGUGGUGGAUCUCACGAGUCCGGCAGUGCCGUCGUACUUGACCGACCUGCUCGACACCGGAGGCAUCCGAAGCGUCGCCACACUCCACUUAGGCGGUUCGUCGGCAGCCCCUUCUGUGGAAAUUGCCGAGGUCGUCGACGUUACCGACCCCCCUGUGGUGGUGCCAGAGGACGUGUUGCUCGGGUCGUUCAAGCAUCGAAUCGUUGGGAUCCAGCACUACCACGGUCGAGUGGGGAAGAAGGAAGCCGUGUCUUUGGUGCGGCAGCCGACAAACCAGUACGACCGCAACGCCAUCGCGGUCUUCAACCUGUCGGGGGUGAUGGUCGGGCACAUUCCUCGCGACUUGGCGGCGGUGUCGGCGCCUUUCUUGGACAGCGGCGUCAUGACCAUGGAAGGCAUGUGUCCAUCGGCCCCUGGAACGUACACGAUGCCCAUAGUGCUGUCUGUGUACGGCCAAGAAGCCCAUCGAAGCCGCGUGAUGGAUGCAUUGAAACUGUACGGCCUCAUCCCGCCAAAGGACGAUACGUAUUCAGCGGCGAUUGGGUUGAAGGGAAAGAGCCGGUUCUCACUCGACGAUAAGGAUUCUCUGUUUGCGGGGGAAGUGGACGUGAUGGCGUUGCCUGUGAUGGAUACAGCCCAGCUCCCUUUGACGCUUCGAUCGACGUUGCUGCCGCACCAACUCCAAGCUUUGCAGUGGAUUCAGCAGAAAGAAACUCCGUCGUUCGUUCAAUCGAAUGCAUCUGUACAACUGUGGCAACGACAUGACCACCAAGCCAAACCCUACUAUGUCCACCAAGCUACCCAUACUGAGCAGGACACGAUGCCCGACCUCUGCCGCGGCGGCAUCUUGGCAGACGACAUGGGACUGGGCAAAACUCUGACGAUGCUGACGUGGAUUCUGGCAUCGCAAAAGCCAAACUGUCGCAAAGCCACGCUGAUCGUGUGUCCGUUGUCAGUGGUGCGCAACUGGCAACAGCAAGCCAUGAAUCACUUUGAACCGAAUGCGUUCAGAGUGUUGGUCCAUCACGACAAGACCCGUCUCAGUAACAACAAUGCCGCCCACGCUUACGAUAUUGUCUUGACAACCUACGGGACGUUGGCUUUGGAGGCGCAAAAGGAAGGGCCGUUGCGGCAGACGGCGUGGGACCGCGUGAUCUUGGACGAAGGACAUUUGAUCAAGAACAAGAACUCCCAUAUGUUCAAAGCGGCCGUCCAGCUGCACGCGACCGCCGGGCGGUGGGUGCUCUCUGGCACGCCCAUCACGAAUAAAAUAGACGACUUGGCGGCGUUGAUGGCGUUCUUACGGUAUAAACCCUUUGACGACCAGUAUUGGUGGACCCGCAGCAUUGGCAGGCCGUUGAAACGAGAAGAACCGAUCGGGAUUCGAAAUGUCAAAGCGUUGAUGAAAGACGUGGCCCUGCGACGCACCAAAGCCAUGAAACAAGCCAAUGGACAGCCCAUGGUCGCCCUCCCGCCCUGUACCGUAUACUCGUACCCGAUCAGUUUCAACCCGACGGAGCGGAUGCAGUACGAAGCUCUCGAAGUUGCUGCGAAACGCCACCUCCAGCACCUCCUCGACACCAACUCGUUUGAGCGGCAAUAUGCGACAGUGUUGGAGAUGAUGAUGCGGCUGCGUCAGACGUGCAACCACCUGAGUUUAUGUCCAUCCAACUAUGUGCAAAAACUGCGACAAGGGGUUGCACAAGAAACCCCGUUGUCCACGGUGGAUUACUCGACCGAAGCGGUGCAAACGCUGGUGGAAAUCUUGCGGGAAGCCACAGACACUGGCGAAGACUGCGCCAUCUGCAUGGACCCGCUCCAAGAUGCAGUGAUCACCAUGUGUCGACAUUUCUACUGCCGGCCUUGCCUCUUGUGUGCAUUACAAGCGAAACCGACUUGUCCGCUGUGUCGGCAGGACGUCCAGCCGGCGCACUUGGUGGCGGACGUGGCCGCUCCUCCUUUGGUGGAGAUGGACCAAGUAUUGCCUAGUUCCAAGAUGGAGGCUCUGCUCAAACUACUGCGACUUACUCCCCCUGGCGUCAAGUCGGUCGUGUUCAGCCAGUGGACGUCCAUGCUCGCUCUGACCAAAAAAGUACUGCAGGCCAACGACAUCCCCUCCAUUUCGUACGACGGAUCCAUGUCUCGCACCACUCGAGACCAACAUUUGAAGUCUUUCAAGGAAGAUGGGCCGAAUGUCCUGCUCAUGUCGUUGAAAUGUGGUUCCAUGGGGUUAAACAUCACGGAGGCAUCGCAAGUGUUUUUGCUCGAUCCGUGGUGGAAUACUGCGAUUGAAACCCAAGCGAUUGACCGAGUGUUUCGACUGGGCCAGACGCGCCCUGUGCACGUGUUCAAGUUUGUCGUGGCCAAUAGCAUCGAAGAGCGCGUGGUGGCCAUCCAAACGGCAAAAGCGGCGCUGAUCAAACAGGCGUUCCAAGGCAUCAAGGGGGCCUCGGACAGCGCUGUAAACGAGAAACGACUGGAUAUCGCCACGCUAUUUCAACUCGACUGGCGGCCGAAUUAG